Messenger RNA from Esox lucius (northern pike), 4553 nucleotides. RefSeq names its product somatostatin receptor 3 (gene sstr3a). Gene Ontology annotation, molecular function: neuropeptide binding; somatostatin receptor activity. Bases 440 to 1858 code for a protein of 472 amino acids. Gene Ontology annotation, cellular component: membrane; neuron projection. Gene Ontology annotation, biological process: neuropeptide signaling pathway. The record is from RefSeq and is a predicted model, not a curated record. Lineage: Eukaryota; Metazoa; Chordata; Actinopteri; Esociformes; Esocidae. The transcript has 2 exons.
AGUAAUGUAAUGUUGUUGGUGGCUUUCAGUAUAGGCUACCUCGGACUGUGAACAGGCAGGUGGAAGUGUGCGUAAAGUUCAUGACAGAAGAGGUGAAAUAGCUUAGUGUCAUUUGAGCUGUUGUCUCAGUUUUUUUUUUUUAUUACGGACGGACUCGAGAAAGAACAUUCUUUGUGCAUUGUGUAACCUUUUCAUUUGAUGGUUUUAGUUAUAGUUAUACAUGCAAAAGAUAUACAUUUAUCACCAGAAAGAGAAACUCCAUCUGUUGUAAAACAUCCAGCUGUGGAUUGCCUACAUAAGUGAGAAGGAAAACCUGUUUGCAUAAGUGUAAGGACAGAUGGAUUGGAGCUGAGACCCGACAGAAAGACAUAUCCUGGGUCUUCCCUGGGUCCUCCAUCGCCUACCUGGACGUCUGCGUGUUGCUGAGAUAGAAGAGGGCAUGUGGGAGAACAGCACAGUGCCCAUCCCCUACAUCAAUCCGCCCCUGUCACUGUUGCUAUGCAACGACACCCUCUUUAAUGACACCUUCAUCAACUGCACCAAUUCCACCACCACGACCAGCCCAGAGAUGCCUGCGGGCCCUAGCGUCGCAGGGGUCCUGAUCCCCCUCAUCUACAUCGUGGUCUGCUUCAUCGGCCUGGGAGGAAACACCCUGGUCAUCCACAUUGUGCUGCACUACUCCAAGACCGAGUCAGUGACCAACAUCUACAUCCUGAACUUGGCCAUCGCUGACGAACUCUUCAUGCUGGGUCUGCCCUUCCUGGCCAUCCAGAACACCCUCCAGACCUGGCCUUUUGGCUCCUUCAUGUGCCGCUUGGUUAUGACCGUGGACUCCAUCAACCAGUUCACCUCCAUCUUCUGCCUGACCGUCAUGAGCAUCGACCGCUACCUUGCCGUUGUCCACCCCAUGCGCUCCUCCAGGUGGAGGCGACCCCAAGUGGCCAAGGUGGUCAACUGCACAGUGUGGGCCAUCUCCUUCCUGGUGGUCCUUCCGGUGGUUAUCUACGCCAACGUUCAGAAGACGGGCGGCACUUGCAACAUCUCCUGGCCUAAACCGGCCCACAUUUGGAGGGCGGCCUUCAUUAUCUACACGUCAACAGUGGGUUUCUUUUGCCCGCUCCUCAUCAUCUGCCUCUGCUACCUGCUCAUCGUCUUCAAGAUCCGCAGCUCGGGCAAGAAGGUCCAUGCCACCUCCACCAAGCGUAGGAAGUCAGAGCGCAAGGUGACGCGUAUGGUGGUGAUUGUAGUGGCUGUGUUCGUCUUCUGCUGGCUGCCCUUCUACGCGCUCAACAUCAUUAACCUGCUCGUUUCCCUGCCGUCGGAGUACCAGGGCCUUUACUACUUUGUUGUGGUAAUGGGUUAUGCCAACAGCUGUGCCAACCCCAUCGUCUACGGUUUCCUUUCGGAAAACUUCAAGCGGGGUUUCCGCAAGGCUCUUUGUCGCUCCUCACGCAAGGUGGAGAGCCACGAGCUGACAGAGCGCCAACAGCAGCAGGAGGAGAGGAGGAGGGUGCUGAUGCCUCGGGAAAGCCUGAGGAGGGUUGUGCAAGAUGAGGAGGAGGAAGAUGAUGAGGAAAGGGAAGAUGUCACAGAGAUGACAGAAAUCUGCAGGAUCACCCAGAAUGGGAACAGACAGCCUGAGAGUUGCCAGGCUCUGUUAACACCGAAGACACCUGCCCCAGGGGCAUCUGAGCAAAUUGACUCCCUAGAAAAAAAAGCAAAAGCUGGGGACCUUUGUGGAAAAGAUCCAGUGUUAGGGCCUCUAGCUUCCCUGCAUAACGGAGACAAAAAUGGGAGUGUCAAACCUCUGCCAGAGGAGCCAGUGGAGAACCCCUCACUGGAGAUAAGCUACCUGUAACGUAAAAGUCAGUUAACUGAGGGAACUUGCAGUAUUAUUUUGUUAGUUCAUGUCCCGUCUAUGGAAAGAGCCAAACUAAACUGUGCCUCUAUUUAAUUGCCCAUGGCUGUACGUAAAUAGAGAAGCACUUUAAGACUAUAACAUACUACAUUUCCUCAUGUAUCGCUACAUACUUGAACAAUGGACUGAGUCCGUUUGAACUCUUUGUUAUGCCAGUGGAUUUUGUGUAACAAUGACUUAUUCCUGUCGGUUAAAGAGUGUAUAUAACAUAUGGGUUGUUACACCAAUUCAGGGCCUUUUGAGAAGUUGAACUAGGUAAAGUAUCUACUUGAUUUGACCUAAUUUGAACAUUCUGUCAUAAAGACCACGUGGUUAACUUCAUGGGGAAAAAGUUCUUCCUGUCUCACCGGUUAACAAUGAAGAAACCCAGGGUAAGUGCCUGAUAAGUGAACAGGGUGGACGGUAACACAGUCGAUGACAAAGAAAGUCAAGGAGUAGGAUAGCAGCUAGCCUUUCUGUGGGUAAAAGGGUUGAUAUGCUUGACUCAGUUAUUCAACCCAAAACAACAGAACAUUUCUAAGAAGAGUAAUGCCAGUUACUCAGAUUUUAUAUCUUCUCUCAUGGUUUGGCAAAUAGAUGCAAAAUGUUUUUUGAAACAGGAUUGACCUAAAAAUGGGACAAAUGUGAAUGAAUCACUGAUCACAUGAAAUAAAUAUUAAUCUUCACGAAUAACUUCAACAAAAUGUCAUGGGGGUAAAGGGAUGGCUGUUUUUACACAGGGGCCCGAUUUAUGUUUUUACUAAUAUUUGUACAAAUUUGACCAAUUAGAUCAACUCGGAAAAUUUAAAUUAGAGGAAAACAUCUUAGAAUUGAGAUACAUGUUAUAAACAACCCAGGUGGUCUAUAUUAAAGGGCACCUUUAAUAUAGCAUGCAUUUAAUUCACCACUAGUGCACAAUUUCUGCUAACAAUAUUAAACAAAUGCAAAAUUUGUGUAACAACCCAUAUUAUAUUUUCUUCAAAAAAAAAUUUUUACAACUUCAACCUGUGUUUAGAAGUUGUACCUCAUGAUCACUGUAAGUACAUAAUGUUUGUGCCUUUCCUCACACUUAAAUUACAUAUCUAAUCAUAAUUUUAUUACAAUACAUUAUUACUGCAGAAUGUGACAAUCAUUUAUGUAUAUAUGAAUGUAGCGUCAUCACUUUAAUUCACCUACAGGGGUGAGAGAACAUUUGCAUUUACGGUAUUUCUGCAGACAUUUGAACAAAAAAUUUAACAGAUCAUCAUCUAAGUAAACAUGAUAAAACAAAUAAAAUAAAACAUUGUAUUUUUUUCCAUUAUCUACUGAGCAAAUUGAUGCAACACUAAUUAGUCUGAAAAGUAUGUGAACAUUCUAGAUUAAUCAUCUUAAUAGUGUAUUAGUCAAAGGUUUUGUAUUUGGUCCCAUAUUAUUUGUAUGCGAUGGCAACAACAAGCUCGUAAAGCUACUUGUUGGACGCAUAUGCAGUUUUUGCCAUGAUUUAGGUUCGGUUUUGCCCAUUAAUAACUAAACUAUUAACUAGUUUCAAAACUAUGGGCAUGUAUAUUACAAAUAUUUUAGUUGAUUAAAGCAAGAGUGCAUACUUAUUCAGACAAACAAUUCUUAUCUUGGAUCAAUUUGCUGAAUAGUAACAAAAGACUUGGUAACCUGGACAACAGUGUGUGGUCCUUGCAUUACGAUACUACAUUUUUGGACAUAUCUGAUACUGUAACUCAGCAUAUAUACUGUAGUAAGGCCUUCGGAAGGACACAAGGUCAAGGAGAGGUCAUUGAUUCCAACCACAGAUUUCCUCUACACCUAUCAUCUCUUUUAGAACUACUAUCGUCUUUUUAUGAAUGUAGUCUGACAGCAAUGACAGGGAAACCACUCAGUGGAGGCACUUAACAAAAGACAGAAAAGAGCAUAAAGUGUUCAAAUCAAAGUUUUUUAAGGAUGAAGGCUGUAGUAUGUAGAGGAUCUGAUGUUUCAAAGACACAUCUACGCUAUUAAUAUGAUUAAAUAUGUAGUAAAUAUUAGAUUUUAUUCUAGAAUAUUUAUGAGGAAGUGAACACUGAAUGGAAAAAUAGUGGAUGUUAUCUUUAGAGGUUUAGUUCCCAUCAGGGAAAAAAGCUACUGUAGAUCAUAAACACACACCACGUUAUGAUGAAGUGACUGCGGGGGCACAAAGAGUUAUCACAAGCCAUAUACAAAAGAGCAAUCACAAGCCAUAUACCCUCAUUUACCAUUACCAAGUGGAGAAGACAACGAAACAAACUGACCAACACAUAAAGUGCCUCAUUAUAUACACCCUACCUAACACAUUUCAGGUCCCUUUCGGGUCCCAUUCAUUGCAUUCACUGAUACAAACAGCACUAAUAAAAGCUGUUAACUAGCUUGUGCAAACCAAUCCGGUCAACAAUAAAUACAUUUUCUUGGCCUCCCCUCCAUUGCCCAAUCCCACACACACUCUCUUGCACAGCUGCGUUUCAGCAGUGUAAAAAACAUCAUUAAGGGUUGCAAAAAAGUAAAUCGUUUUGCAAAUGCCAUAUUUAUAGUUCCACUGUGGGACAUGUAGCUCCCCAAGCACCGUGGAGCAUCAAGUGUACAAAGCCUGACUUGUGACGACGCCGUGUACAGUGAAGUGUUGUAUAAUUGCCACUGUCCAGUAAAGCUGUUA